Molecule: messenger RNA, 1682 nt
Organism: Hippocampus zosterae (dwarf seahorse)
Lineage: Eukaryota; Metazoa; Chordata; Actinopteri; Syngnathiformes; Syngnathidae
Product: ras-related protein Rab-26
Exons: 10
Coding region: 216-1034 (272 amino acids)
Cellular component (GO): endosome; Golgi apparatus
Molecular function (GO): GTPase activity; GTP binding
Source: RefSeq, a predicted model, not a curated record
AUCAGGGGGAGGGAGAGAGAGAGAGAGGGAGAGAGAGAGAAACUGUUUACAUUGUGAAGCGCAUCCUGCAGGUUGUCGCUCUCAAGUAUUUAUAAAUGUUUUUUUAUACUUUGCGUCGACACUAACUUAGGUUGUUUUUUUUGGGGGGGGGGGGUGUUUUUAUUGUCACGCGCGUCAGCAAAAAAAAAAAAAAAAAAAAAGAUGUGGGCGCAGGGAUGAACUUAAGCGUCCUCCUCGCCACGGGCGCCACUUCGACCAAACUAGCCAUGUCUAGGAAGAAGGCGUUAAAGGGCAAAGGCACCACGAAGAGUCCAAAAGGGUCGCCGAGCGGCGGCGGUGGUGGUGGUGGCAGGACAGGGAAAGGUUUGGCUGCAGGUGCCUCGCCGACAUCCGGACUGGUUUACCCCAGCAGACCGUCCAUCAGCAGUAGCGGCGAAUUCUACGACAUUGCUUUCAAGGUGAUGCUUGUGGGAGAUUCCGGUGUUGGAAAAACCUGUUUGCUGGUCCGCUUCAAAGAUGGAGCCUUUCUAGCUGGCAGCUUCAUCUCCACAGUGGGCAUUGACUUCCGGAAUAAGGUGAUGAGCAUUGAUGCUGUGAAGGUCAAACUGCAGAUUUGGGACACUGCUGGUCAGGAGCGAUUCCGAAGUGUCACACACGCGUACUACCGCGAUGCUCAUGCUCUCCUUCUUCUCUACGACGUCACCAACAAAGCAUCAUUUGAUAACAUCCGGGCGUGGUUGACGGAGAUCUAUGAGUACACCCAGCAGGACGCCGUCGUCAUGCUGCUAGGCAACAAGGCCGACUCCAACCAUGACAGGGUGGUGAAGCGAGAGGAGGGCGAAAAACUGGCAAAGGAGUUUGGGGUGCCCUUCAUGGAGACCAGCGCCAGGUCUGGACUGAAUGUCGAGCUGGCCUUCACUGCCGUGGCCAAGGAGCUGAAGCACAGGACCAUGAAGGAGCCUGAUGAGCCCAAGUUUCAGUUGCAAGAGUACGUCAACAAAGAAAUGAGGACUGCCGGCUGCUGCCGCUCAUAGAGUGUGUGUGUGUGUGUGUGUGUGUGUGUGUGCGUGCGUGUGUAUAUAAAGGUAAGAUACAGAUGUACACGCCCAUAAAUUAUUCAAGUCUGUGCCCCGGAGUAAUGUUUUAUUGUCUGAAGUUUAAUGUUCCUCUGCAACUGCGAAUGUAAAACGGAGCUUAGGUCCAUGUUAUGCAGGCUUGUAUCCACACACACGGCAUUUCCACAGUUCUAUUGUCCGUGUUAGUGCCCCCCUCACGGCAUCAUGAAUAUGUCCUGUGGCGUGCACAUUUCCAAUCUUUUUGUGAACGGAAGCUUUGUAGUUCGUAAAAGUCUCGGAAUAGACAUGCAAAGUACUUAAGUUGAAUUUUCAUGAUGCUAAUCACCUGAGAGGACCUGGAAACUAAAGUAAACACUUUGUACAGAUGUUUCAUUGUAACUCAUGUAAGCUGGUUUUGUAAUAACUGUGUUUUCUGUGUAUUUGUUAACCAGCAUUCCUGUAAUGACAACAAAUUAAUGACAGCACAAUGUAUAUGCCGUUUAAAUGUGAUCAUCUAUGAAAAUGUACAGUCAACUCAUCUGUUUAUUGUAAACUUGUAAAACACACAUUGUAACUGAAUUGAAAUGUGAUUGAUUAUUUACAUUAAAGACAACAAUGCAGAUAUAA